Messenger RNA from Pungitius pungitius (ninespine stickleback), 3097 nucleotides. It is a transcript of the gene smad6b, whose product is annotated as SMAD family member 6b. The record is from RefSeq and is a predicted model, not a curated record. Gene Ontology annotation, cellular component: heteromeric SMAD protein complex. Lineage: Eukaryota; Metazoa; Chordata; Actinopteri; Perciformes; Gasterosteidae. Gene Ontology annotation, biological process: regulation of transcription by RNA polymerase II; anatomical structure morphogenesis; SMAD protein signal transduction. The transcript has 4 exons. Gene Ontology annotation, molecular function: transcription regulator inhibitor activity; I-SMAD binding. Bases 737 to 2215 code for a protein of 492 amino acids.
AGAGAGAGAAACAGGGAGAAAGGAAGGGAGCCGGGCUGCAGUUUGCUUUUAGAUCUGAGUGGAGAAGCAGGAGCGCGAUUCAUUCCCGGAUUGUUCCUCUUCGUGUCAUUUCUACUCCCGUGGAUAUUUUGUUGGGAUUUAAAAAAAAAAAAAAAAAAAAAAAAAUAGUCCUCUAACAAGAAGACGACAAGGAUCCUGAUUUAUAGUUUUCUUGGGAUUAAAUCGCCUCCGGGUAUCUCAUGCUGUUCGUGCCGGUGUAGAAAGUAGAUCUGAGCUUGCUAGAGGUCCGAAACUGUUUCAGUCUGCGAGUUGCCGUCUUUGCUUGAAGGCUCCUGGUUUUUGGAUUAUGUCUCCAAGUAUAUUAUGUUAUGCUAUUAUGUUUUUCACCGUUUUCGUUCGUUCGUAACAAACAUUUAGUCAGUCAAUUACGCUGCGAUCCUGGAUAAUAAAUCACAAUCUCACCCGCCUGGUCAUUCACAGCACAUUCGGCUCAAUGAAUGCAUUUUGAUCGGACUCCUGCAGCAGUGCAUUUAUUGCGCGUUAUUAUUGUUUUAAAUGCAACAAAAUAACCUUCCCUCUAAUGUUGCGGGUUUGCCACACAUGCUCGUCUAUUGGCUGUGCAUGCAUUGCACGGCAUUUCACCGAUUUUAAUGGUUUGCAAUGACCGUAAAAGUAUCUGUAAUAUUCGGAUAUCCGUGCAAGAAUAAACCCCUCAUAUAGAUUUUCAAGUUGUCGUAUGUUCAGGACGAAACGCUCAGGUCUUGUGCGGCGACUCUGGAGAAGCCGUUUGAUCCCAGAUAAAGAAGGGGAAGAUGGAAAUGGCACAACUAGCGAGCGCUGUCGGGACGAUCUGUUCGGAAACAACCCAGAGAAAAUUCCCAAAAGGGAGCUCACACCGAUGACCCCUAGCGGGUCUCCCGGAGGGGACAUAGGGGGUCUGUGCGCCCGGAGCCCCGUGGACAGCAGCGGCUUGUGGCUCACGUCGGACCGCGAUGGGGCUGCAGUGUGCGUCCAGGAGCAAGGGAGCCCCCGCUCCACGCAGGACAGAGAGUGCAGGACGGUGACGUGCUGCUUAUUCAAAGACCGGGACCACGCCGAGCUCGCGGGUCCAGAGGCGGCCACCCGGGGCACCGCGGAACCAGCGUCGUGUCACUUCGUGCUGAGGAACCUCGGACCGCGGGAUAGCGGCUCCCCGGAGGCGCAGGAGGCGAUGCCGCGCACGGUGUUGGAGCAAGAACUGAAGUCGGCCACAUACUCUCUUUUAAAAAGGCUCAAGGAAAGGGCGCUGGAUACCUUACUGGAGGCAGUGGAGUCCAGGGGGGGAAUGCCCAGCGACUGUGUUAUGAUUCCCCGGACAGAGCUGAGGUUGGGCGGCCAUGUGGCAUCCCCACAGCUGCUGGUGUGUAAACUGUACCGCUGGUCCGACCUCCAGCUCUCUGCGCAGCUCAAGCCGCUCUGUGAGUGUAAGAGCUUUGGGGCUCUGGACGGUCCGACGUUAUGCUGCAACCCCUAUCACUACAGCCGGCUCUGUGGGCCAGAGUCACCCCCACCUCCUUAUUCAAGGCUUUCCCCGAAUGAAGAACACAAGCCACUGGAUCUGUCAGACUCCACAUUGUCUUACACUGAAACUGAGGCAGCCAGCUCACCAAAUACAACACCAGGGGAAUUUUCAGAUGCCAGUAUGUCGCCUGACGCCCCGAAGCAGAGCCACUGGUGUAAUGUGGCGUACUGGGAGCACCGCACGCGCGUGGGUCGCCUCUACACGGUGUACGAGCACUCCGUCAGCAUCUUCUAUGAUCUACCUCAGGGCACGGGCUUCUGCCUGGGCCAGCUCAACCUGGAGCACCGCAGCAGCACAGUUCAGCGCACGCGAGGCAAAAUCGGCUACGGCAUCCUGCUCAGCAAAGAGCCGGACGGUGUGUGGGCGUAUAAUCGCAGUGAGCACCCCAUAUUUGUCAACUCCCCAACCCUGGACGUGCCCAACAGCAGAACUCUGGUGGUGCGGAAGGUUAUGCCGGGCUACUCCAUCAAGGUGUUUGACUAUGAGCGCUCGUUCCUCCUGAGGCACACCACGGAGGUUGACCUCUUGGACGGACCCUACGACCCCAACAGUGUGCGCAUCAGCUUUGCUAAGGGCUGGGGCCCCUGCUACUCGAGACAGUUCAUCACCUCCUGCCCCUGCUGGCUGGAGAUCCUCCUCAACAACCAUAGAUAACACCGACGGACACCCACAAACUAUCCAAAAUAUCAUCUACCUAGAUUUAAUAUAAAGUUUUAUAUAUUAUAUGAAAUAUAUAUUAUACUUGUAAAUACGGAGUCAUUUUUACAAUGUAAUUAUUUAUGUAUGGUGCAAUGUGUAUAUGGACAAGAAGAAACAAACGGAAAUGCACUUUGGCUUAUAUAUAUUAUAUAUAUAAAUAUAUAUAAAGAAUCUUUCAAUACCAACUUGAGAAAUUAUUCAGCAAAAUUAGGAUGAGCCUGGAUGCGGUGUAUAGUUUUCAUAUACUAUUAAUAUCCAGACAAAAAGCUAACACCAUUCACACAUUGAUAAUAAAGGAUUCGCAUAAUAAAUAUAUUUGAUUUGUCUGUAUCAUUAGUCCUUUGAUAACAAAUGGUAACACUGCUCUCUGAUUCAUUUUCAGGAUGUUUUAACAAGUGUAUUGAUAUCUCAAGGUCACCAGGUCACGCUUAUGAUUUGUCUAAAAUGCCCACCAUCACACAUCUUAGUAAACCAUCAUGUAUUAUAGUGGUGUAUUUUACUGAAAUAAUGUCCUUGUGUGGCAUUUUAAGUUUACACAGGACAAGCCUGGGAAGGUCUGAGUUGAACUUGCACUUUUCUUUGCUAAACAGAAAAUGACCGGAGCAAUCGUUUCACAGUUUAUUUACAACGGCAAUUAAAAAGAGUAGCACUGUGUCUUCACCAGUGGGUAAAAAGCAGAAGCAAAUACUGCAUGUUCCUUGCUGUGAAGACAAGCAAACUCAACUGAUCCACAUGUCCUUGAGGUCCCAGGGAGCCCCUGUAGUGAGGACACAGAGGAGACGGUGCAGCAGUGGACAGCGUGAAACUGCUCGGCCCUACACACAUCGCUGGUCCCGC